ACCUUGAGUGUCAGUUCCAUAAUGGCUGAAGAUCCUGGAGGAGCUUUCUUUAAUUUCACCCUCAUUUUUAUCGGGUUUUCUUUACCUCUGCUAGAAAGAUGGCAGGGCACACAGCCUCGAUAAACGGCCACAGACCCUCGCUCUCGUCAUGCCCAAGAAAGGGAACCGAAAACGGCUGAAAUUCAAAGCCGAGGAUGUUUGCUCGGAGUCAGUAACUGUGGCUGACUAUGCCAACGCUGAUCCAGCCAUCGUGAAGUCAGGAAGAGUUAAAAAGGCGGUUGUUAAUGCAAUUGAAAAAGAAGUGAAAUUACUCUGUGGACUCGAGGCAUCACAGGGUCCUGUGCAGGAGGUCCUCUCAUCUGCAGUCGGUGUGAGUAACGCAGUUCAUGAGAGCAGUGACGAACUGGACUCAGAGGAAGGGGAUGAAAUCAGAGGGUCCAGCAAAAAAAAAACAAAAGAUGCAAAGAACACAGUGAAAACGUAGAUGGAGAGGAGUAUCCCAUUGAUAUUUGGCUUGUGCUUGCUGCAUACAUUCGUCCAGAAGAUGUCUGCAGAUUCUCUUUGAUCUGCAAGAAUGCGUGGACUGCCACAUGCACUGCUGCA
This is a messenger RNA of Pimephales promelas (fathead minnow), 603 nucleotides long. Lineage: Eukaryota; Metazoa; Chordata; Actinopteri; Cypriniformes; Leuciscidae. The record is from RefSeq and is a predicted model, not a curated record.